GUUUACAAAAACAAAUGAAACUACAAUGUAAACAGUGAACACCCGAUAAACUACUCCGGUCACUGGUCAGUCCACUUCUCAAGCCAUCUGAAACCAAGAAAUUUUAACACAACUAUGUUCCUUCCCUUGAACACCAAAGAAGAGUAGUGAUUGUGCUGUAUCUAUUUCUAUAUUUCUAUUUGUUUUUCUUCUCUGCCCAAAAGAUUCUGCAAUUGAUGUGAUGGCCUUAUCACUUGCAGCCCGUUUUACCUUCAACCUUCCCAAUCAAAGUUUGCAGACCCAUGCUCAAGUUUUCACCUUUAGAACACCCUCAAGAAUCUUGACAACAAGAAGCUCUUCAUUUUUCUUGGCAACCCAUUUGAAGCCUUUGGUAAAAAUCAAUUCUACUGGUUUUAAAGUACUGACCAGGGCUUGUAGUGAUGGUGGUGGGGAUAAAAUUGAUGCUUCUACUUCUUCUGAUAUAAAGGCAUCAACAAUCAGCCCAUCUACUUCUGGUGAUGAAUAUGUUGCUUUGUUUGUUCGGAUGCUUGGGUUGGACAAUGAUCCAUUAGACAGAGACCAAGCCGUUGUUGCCCUUUGGAAGUAUUCACUCGGAGGGAAACAAUUCAUUGAUGCUAUCAUGCGUUUCCGUGGUUCCAUUAAUCUUGUUGUAAAUCUCUUGAAAUCAGAGUCCACUAGUACAUGCGAGGCAGCUGCAGGUCUUUUGAGAACGAUAUCUGCAGUUAAUGCUUAUAGAGACCUCGUAGGUGAAAGUGGAGCGAUAGAGGAGAUAUUUGGCUUGCUUAGGCGGUCUUCCUUGGUUUCUGAUGUGAAGGAGCAGAGUUUGUUUACAUUGUGCAACUUGUCUGUUGAUGAGAAGUUUCGGUCAAAAAUUGUGCACUCUGAUCUCCUUCCUAUACUUAUUAAGUUAUUAGAGGAUGAAGACAUUAAAGUGGUGGAAGCAGCUGGAGGAGUUCUGGCUAACUUAGCGUUAAGUCAAUCCAGUCACAAGAUUAUGGUUGAAGCAGGUGUAAUCCCAAAAUUGGCGAAACUCUUAACGACUGAUGCUGAAGGCUCUAAGGUCAUUAGAAAAGAAGCCAAAAAUGUUUUGCUUGAACUUGCAAAAGAUGACUUUUACAAAAUACUAGUUGUGGAGGAGGGUUUAGUUAUAGUUCCUCUGAUUGGCACAGCUGCCUACAAGUCCUUUAGACCAGCUUUGCAUUCUUGGCCUUCUUUGCCUGAUGGUACAGAGAUAAAACAGAGUUCAAAGGGUCCUUCAAGAUUUGGUGCAUCUGAAUUACUUCUUGGAUUAAAUGUCCAGGACAAGAAUUCUGACUUGGAAGAAGCAAAAAUGAAUGCUAUAGUUGGAAGAACACAGCAACACUUUCUUGCCCGUAUUGGGGCUAUUGAAUUAGAAGAUCAGCAGAUAUUUAAUGGUGAAUCCUCUUCUGAUAGGCGGAUCACUAUUUUGCCAUGGAUGGAUGGUGUUGCUCGGUUGACUUUGAUACUUACAUUAGAAGAUGAGUCUGCUGUUGCUAGAGCUGCCGAGGCUAUUGCUGAUGCAUCUAUCAGUGAGCAUAUGAGGGUCUCGUUCAAAGAAGCUGGAGCUGUUAAACAUCUGAUUCAGUUGGUGGGUCAUCAUAAUGUCAUUGUUCGGUUGGCUGCUAUUAGUGCUUUGGAUAGGCUGUCUUUGAGCAAUAAUGUUUGCCAGAGAAUAGAAGCAGAAGGUGUUUUGUAUCCAUUGAUUAAUUCUUUGAAGAACUCUGAGAUCCCUGGGAAAGGGGCAGAUAUGAUACUGAAUAUUCUUAAUCGGAUAUUGGAUCCAAGCAGAGAAAUGAAAUUUAAGUUUUAUGAUGGACCUGUUAAUGGAUCAAAGAGGGUAGAUGCAAAAGAAAAUAUUGAAUCAGCUCAAAAUGUAGAUGAGAUUGGAGUUUCGAGAUCAACUAAAAGCUCGCAAAACAUCCAUGUGGAGUAUACAUCAGAUUCUGCUUUUCUUGUUUGCCUUGUUGAGAUCCUGAAGACGUCAGCCCCGGUUUCGCAACGAAAAGCAGCCUCUAUUUUUGAGUUUAUGGCAGUUGAUCAGUCAUGCAUGGAGAAAAUCACCUCGGUGGAUAUUGCAUCUGGUCUGGAUGCGGUUUUUAAACAAAGCAUAUUGAAAGGAAUUGAAUCUAACUUUGACCAUCAGCAGCCGGAACUACAUGCGUUGGAAGUCGAAGAAGCUGGUCAUGCAAUUUCAGCCGCCUCUCGAUUGUUAACAAGACUGCUCGACAGUGAUAGAUUCUGCCAAUCCAUAAAUUCCCUUCAUUUCACGAAACAGCUCCGCGAAAUCCUCCGCUCUUCUAUUCCCCUGCACAACAAAGAUUGGGUUGCUGCUUGCCUGGUUAAACUCAGUUCCCUCUCAGGUCCCUUCCCAGGCUUUGAAGAUCCUAUAAACAGGGAAGUAACACUGUAUGAAACAGUGCCAAGAUUAAUACAACAAAUUAAAAACUCAUUUUCUCCAGAAAUCCAAGAAGCUUCUGUUAUAGAACUUAACAGAAUAAUUUCCGAAGGGGUGGUUAAUUCCUCAAGAGCAGUCGCUAUAGAAGGAGGAAUCUUUCCACUGGUAAAGCUAAUCGAAGAAGGCACGGACAGGGCUGCGGAAGCUGGUCUCGCGAUUUUAUACAAUCUGAGUAUGGACAGUGAGAAUCACUCAGCUAUUCUUGCUGCCGGAGCAGUGCCUGUAUUGAGGAGAAUUGUACUCUCACAGAGACCACAAUGGACACGAGCUCUUCAUUUACUCAGAACCUUACCUUCAUCAUAAGUUCAUAUCAUUGUAGAACCUGUUAUCUGUGCUACUAUUAAUUUUGUAGGGAAGUAUUAUUAAUCAGAAUGAGUUAAAAAGUUCUGUUUUACAAGCCUUCUGUAAUUCUAAUGGUACAUGCAUGUGUGUGUGUUUAUUUUUUA
This is a messenger RNA of Daucus carota subsp. sativus, 2922 nucleotides long. RefSeq lists its product as uncharacterized. Gene Ontology annotation, molecular function: protein binding. Lineage: Eukaryota; Viridiplantae; Streptophyta; Magnoliopsida; Apiales; Apiaceae. The transcript is spliced from 9 exons. The coding region runs from base 221 to 2779 and encodes 852 amino acids. The record is from RefSeq and is a predicted model, not a curated record.